Molecule: messenger RNA, 2766 nt
Organism: Gekko japonicus
Lineage: Eukaryota; Metazoa; Chordata; Lepidosauria; Squamata; Gekkonidae
Gene: CACNA2D1
Product: calcium channel, voltage-dependent, alpha 2/delta subunit 1
Exons: 30
Cellular component (GO): L-type voltage-gated calcium channel complex
Molecular function (GO): voltage-gated calcium channel activity
Source: RefSeq, a predicted model, not a curated record
UGGCGGUGGAGUAGACGAAGCGGGAGCAGCGGGCGGAGUAGCCGCACCCCCGCGAUCUUGCUCGCUCCUCGCCGCCAGGCCCCCUCCCGCGUUGCCGCCGCCUGUGGCUUCACCCGGCAGAGAGGCUGCUCCGCUGCGCCCCUUUCCUGCGGGGUAGGCCUGCCUGCCGGCAGAGCUUGGCGUGGCUCUCCCGCCCCAACUUGGUUGCGCCGUGCCUCGGUGGUGGCUCGUUUCCUCCGGUGCUCGCGGGCCAAGCGAGGGCAUCGAUCUUCGAGCGGGAAGAUGGCUGCUGGCUGGCUGCUCUUCUUGAGCCUGACACUUUUCCAGUCCCUGGUGACCAACCUGUCCGCCGAAGGACCCUUCCCGUCGCCCAACACGAUCAAGCUGUGGGUGGAUAAGAUGCAAGAGGACCUCGUAAAGCUAGCGAGAACAGCAAGUGGGGUGGACAAACUUGCGGAAAUAUACUUGAGGAACCCAAGUUUAUACACUGUGGAAGCUAACAAUGCAGCACGGCUGGUGGAAGUUGCAGCCCGAGAUAUUGAAAAACUCUUGAGCAACAGAUCAAAAGCCCUGGUGCACCUUGUAGACGCAGCGGAGAGAUUUCAGAAAGAGCAUCAGUGGCAGGACGAAUUUGCGACUGGUGAUAUUGUCUACUACAAUGCAAAAGAUGACCUCAAUGAUCCUGGAAGAAAUGAGAGUGAAACCAGCAGUCAAAGAAUCAAACCAGUGUUUGAAGAGGAUCCUAUUUUUGGUCGACAAACAUCCUAUCAGAAUGCAGCGGUCCACAUACCAACAGAUAUAUAUGAAGGAUCUACCAUAGUACUGAAUGAACUGAACUGGACAGGUGCACUCGAUGAUGUCUUCAAAAAGAACAGAGAAGAAGAUCAAACAUUGCUGUGGCAAGUUUUUGGCAGUGCGACUGGCCUUGCCAGGUAUUACCCAGCUUCCCCGUGGGUAGACAAAAGUCGAACUCAGAACAAGAUAGAUCUGUAUGAUGUUCGUAGAAGACCAUGGUACAUCCAGGGAGCUGCAUCUCCCAAGGAUAUGCUCAUUCUAGUGGAUGCGAGCGGCAGCGUCAGUGGAUUGACCCUGAAGUUGAUCCGAACGUCUGUCAUUGAGAUGCUAGAAACCUUGUCCGAUGAUGAUUUUGUGAACGUUGUUUCAGUCAAUGAAACUGCUCAGAAUGUCAGUUGCUUCAACCAUCUUGUGCAAGCUAAUGUGAGGAACAAGAAGAAGCUGAAAGAGGCAGUCUAUAAAAUCUCAGCGAAAGGAAUCACUGAUUAUAAGAAAGGCUUUAGCUUUGCCUUUGAACAGCUGCUAAACCACAGCCAGAGUGUCUACAGAGCUAACUGCAACAAGAUUAUUAUGUUAUUUACUGAUGGUGGUGAAGAAAGAGCACAGGAGAUUUUCAACAAAUACAACAAGGAAAAAAAAGUCCGUGUCUUUACAUUUUCCGUUGGUCAACAUAAUUAUGACAAGGGACCCAUACAAUGGAUGGCCUGUCAAAAUAAAGGUUACUAUUAUGAAAUUCCUUCUAUUGGUGCUAUUAGAAUCAACACACAGGAGUACUUGGAUGUUUUGGGGAGACCAAUGGUUUUGGCUGGGGAAAAAGCCAAGCAAGUCCAGUGGACCAAUGUCUAUUUAGAUGCACUGGAACUUGGUCUAGUCAUUUCUGGAACUCUGCCUGUCUUCAAUUUGACAAAAGAUCAAAGUGGAACUCAGAACCAGUUGAUACUUGGCGUAAUGGGAGUGGAUGUGUCACUCGAAGAAAUUAAGAAGCUGACCCCGCGGUUUACAUUGUGUCCAAAUGGUUAUUACUUUGCAAUUGACCCCAAUGGCUAUGUGUUGCUUCAUCCAAAUCUUCAACCAAAGCACAUUGGUGUGGGCAUACCCAAAAUUAAUUUGAGAAAAAGGAGACCCCAUGUCCAGAAUCCAAAAUCUCAAGAGCCGGUGACACUGGAUUUUCUGGAUGCAGAGCUAGAAAAUGACAUUAAAGUUCAGAUUCGAAAAAAAAUGAUAGAUGGAGAAAGUGGAGAUAGGACCUUUAAAACACUGAUCAAGUCUCAAGAUGAGCGUUACAUUGACAAGGGAAGCAGAACCUAUACAUGGACCGCUGUGAAUGGGACUGAUUACAGUUUGGCAUUGGUGUUACCACCUUAUAGCUUUUACUACAUAAAAGCCACCAUUGACGAGGCACUAAUCCAGGCUAAGUUUACUGAAACUCUGAAGCUAGAUCGUUUUGAUGAGUUUGGCUACACGUUUUUAGCACCAAGAGAUUAUUGUACUCCCGUAAAAAUAACUGACAAUAAUACUGAUUUUCUUCAAAAUUUCAAUGAAUUUAUUGAUCGACAUACCCCCAAAAGCCCUUUAUGCAAUGAUAUGGUUAUGAGAGUUUUACUGGAUGCUGGAUUUACGAGUGAACUUGUUCAGGAACAUUGGAGUAAGCAGGACCCUGAAGGAAUUACAGCACGGUUUGUAGUGACUGAUGGAGGGAUCACGAGAGUGUAUCCACGAAGCGCAGGCUACUAUUGGACAGAAAAUCCCGAAACGUAUGAGGAUAGUUUCUACAAGAGGAGCUUAGAUAAUGAAAACUAUGUCUUCACAGCUCCAUUCUUCAACAGAAGUAGCGAAGAAGAUGGCAUUAUGGUAAGCAAAGCUGUGAAAAUAACUGUCGGUGGAAAACUUCUGAAGCCUGCAGUUGUUGGAGUAAAAAUCAAUAUAAGCAACUGGAUGGAAAACUUCACCAAAACCACAACCAAGAUCCAG